GAAAUGUAUAAAAAAAACGAAACAACGAAAAACACAACGAUACGAAAUUUUAAAAAAACUCUAUUCCAUAUAAAAAUAUUAAGAAACGAAACAAAUUUUUUAAAACGAAAAAGUGUUUGAAAUUAUUUUUACAGUGUAAAGAACUUUUCAAGUACGAAGUACGGAUUUAUUAGUGUACCAAGUACGAACACAUUGAAUGCGUCUAGUGUUGCCACAUUAAAGAAAAACACUUGUGCAUAUGUUUAAUAAACUUAAUAAAAUUGUAAAUAUAUAAAAUAAUCUUCUUCCUGACAAAAUGUGGUUUCGUUUAUCGGUCGGUGGAAGUAGCAGUGAAGCUAAUGACGACGCUACUGCAAUAGCAACAGCCAAUACAACUGCAACAAAAACAAACACCAACAACAACAACACAAAUGAAACAUCAAAAUUUGAAAAAUUCCGACGCGCAAGCUUUCGUCGUAAAUCAAGCAUACAACAAACACCUUCGACCAGAAAGCGUUCAAAGUCACCUCAUUAUAUAUUGCAAAAAACAAAGUCUUCGUCUUUGGAAGAGGCGCCGAACGAAGAUGAAGUUGACGAGGGUAUUGAAAAAACCAUGAAUAAUAUUAAUGCAAAUGGUGAGAUUUAUAAAAGUGAGGUGAAUAUACUUUUGGACUUACCAACAUCAAAAGCAGCCAAUAAAAAAGCUAUUGAGACAAAAGUAGCGAAUAAAAAACCUACAAUAAAAACGAUUAAAACAGAACCGCCAAAAAGAAAAUUUUAUAAAACAUUUGCAACAGCUACAAUGAGACGACAAAACUCAGACGAAAGCAACAAAGCAACAACAGUGCCGAAUGAUUUACUCUCCAAGAGUAUCGAUUCGAGUAAAUCGCAUGUUGAGCAAAUUGAUGAUUUGAGUUUUGACACUGAUAGUGAUACAGACUCCUCAGUUGAUGAAGACGACAACGCUACUCGUAAAAAGCAAGACAAUUUACCUAGGAUUCAUGGUAAAGAGAAAAUAUUGCUAACUGAUCCCAAGUAUAAACAUAAUCGUAUUGAAAAAAGUGCUUCCAAAACGAAAAUUGCUGAAAUCGAAAAACGUGAGAGUAUCAAACGUUCUCGUAGCGCACGUAAAGUGACUGCGGCUAGUCUACUUGCUGAAGAGAAGAAUAAUAAAAAAGAUAAGAAAGAGAAAAGUAUACGUGCUCACGCAAAUUUAAAUUUGCAGGCACUCGUAAAAUUCGUGGUGAAUAAUAAAAAAUUUCUAAAUGGUGAUGAUUUCACACUUAUGCGCCGCAAGUCCAUAUCUGAGGCUGCUUCUAGUGUCUUUGCGGUAGCAGCAAGUUGCAAACCAUUACCUAUAGCAUUGAAGUAUUCCUCACAGGAUCGUGUAGUAGCUGAAGCUCCCAAAGAGAAUGAUGCUAAAGCAGAACGUAAUGUUAUAUUAAUGAAAAAGCAAAGUUUGAAAAACUCCUUCCGUGAUCGUCUUGGCAGUGGAAAUAGCAAUGAUAACAAUAUUGUUAAUAAUGCACCCGAUAGUAAAGAGCCAGUAAAACAGCGCACAAAAAGUAUUGAUAAGAUAUCAAAAAUUAAACGUAAUAGUUCCAAUAGUAGUAAGAGUAGUGGAAAUUUUGAGGACGAAGCUUUUUAUUCAUGUGAUGAACAAGAUGACGAAAUUACUAAGGGAGACAAACAAUUAUCACAAACUAUUGCUGCAGCACAGUCGCUAGUAGAGGUUCAGAAAGAACAAGAGAAACAGAAAUCAUCUUCCCCUUCUCUUACAUCGAGAGUUGCGGCUAAGAUCAAUGAAACAACAAAUAAUUAUAAAAAUCGUAAAGCAGCAGCUGCUGCUAACAAAACAGCUAAAAAACGAAAAAAUUCUAAUAAACGUCCGGAAUUUUACAAACAAAUUAGUAUUGAACGCUUACAUUCAACGUCUAUUGUGCGGCAACCCUCAGACCGUAGGCCGGAUGCUGGAAACAUUUCACUACGCUCCAAUGGUAAUACAUCACACAACAGUAGCGAUUUGCAGAGUUCAUUUCAUGCAACAACUGCUGAUACCAGUGGUGUGGAAACGUCAAGUGGAGCUGGUGCAAGUGGUGGCAUUGGCAAUGUUGGUGGUGCAACAGCAGCUGGAGCAGCAACAGGCGCCGAUGUAAAUGCGCAGGACGCAGCAGAGGGUAAAGAUGCACGCAGGGAACGUUUACAUCAGCAACAUCAGCAAAAUAAGAGCGCCCCCGUUUCAGUUAACCGUUCGGAAUCGUAUAAGGAACGUUUAUCACAUAAACGUAAUCGCAAUAGCAGACGCAAAACAUCAGAUCCCAGUUUGACAUCAAGACCAAAUGAUGAGCAAACUGAUGUGGGUCUUUCAAAUUCCAAUUAUACAGCAAGUUCCAAUUCUAGUCUCUCCUCGGGUGGUGGAUCUGAAAGUCCAAGCACUUCAAUGGAACAAGUUGGUGGUGCCGGUACUACAACAGCACAAACAACACAUUCACAUCAUCCGCAUCAUAUGCACCAACAUAGCCAUCAAGAUUCAUUUCAUGGUAGUAUUGGUGGUGGUUCUUCGAAUGCUAGUUUUUGGGGUGGUAGUAUUGGUGGACCCGGUGGUCCAACUAUUGGUCAGUUAGCACGUCAAUGGAAUUUUGAAAGUGAUGAUGAAGACGAUCUCAUUGAGGUUGAUUGGAGUUCAAAUGUAACAGCAGAUGUAUUAUCAGCUUUAGCAGAUGCUGAAAAGAAACGACAAGAGAUUAUAAAUGAAAUUUACCAAACCGAACGUAGUCAUGUACGUACACUUAAAUUACUCGAUCGUCUAUUCUUUUGUCCAUUACAAGAGAGUGGUGUACUCUCAAAUGAUCACCUCAUGUUACUAUUUCCGCCAGCUUUACCUGCUUUACGCGAUAUGCAUAGCAAUUUUGAACAAAAACUGAAACAACGUCGUGUUGAACAUAACCAUGUUGUUUCGCAUGUCGGUGACCUCCUUGCCGGUAUGUUUGAUGGACAUUCUGGUGAAGAGUUGCGAGAAUAUGCUGCAAAUUUUUGUGCGCGACAACAAAUUGCGCUUGAAGCAUUAAAAGAAAAACGACGCAAAGAUGAACAAUUACAAAAGAUACUCUCCAAAGCAGAAUCACAUAAGGCUUGUCGUCGCUUACAAUUGAAAGAUUUGUUACCGACAGUAUUGCAACGUCUCACAAAAUAUCCUCUGCUGUUUGAAAAUCUCUAUAAGGUGACAAUACGUGUGGUGCCUGAAAAUGCAACUGAAGCUGAUGCCAUACAACGUGCGUUAGAAUCAUCAAAAAAGAUACUUGUUGAUGUUAAUCAGGCUGUCAAGACUGCGGAAGAUGCGCAUAAAUUACAAAAUAUACAGCGCAAACUGGACAAGUCUUUCGAUAAAGAUGAAUUUAAGAAUUUGGAUUUGACGCAAUAUCGUCUCAUACACGAUGGCAGUUUAACAAUGAAAAAGAAUCCUAGCAUACAAUUGCAUGGUUUAUUAUUCGACAGUAUGAUUGUUUUGCUGACAAAACAGGACGAUAAAUAUUCGUUGAAAUAUUUGCAUGCAGCACGCAACACUGAAGUCAAUAAUAAACCUGUCAGACCGAUUAUGAAUAUCGAUUCAGAGACUUUGGUACGUCAAGAGGCUGCCGAUAAGAAUUCAUUCUUUUUGAUUAAGACAAGAACAUCACAAAUGCUCGAGUUACGAGCUCCAAGUAGUUCAGAGUGUAAAACAUGGUUCAAACACAUUUCCGAUGCUGCAGAACAAUAUAAACCGCGUUCCAAGAAUGCUAACCAUGAACCGGUUGAUGAUCCUGCUAUUGCUACCUUACCGCAUUCCAAUACAAAAGAAUCACUUGAGUUGACACCUGAACGACCGCCACCAAUUGCAGCCACCGCAACGGUCACUACUACACCCUUGGCUCCAAUGAUGCCACCACCAGCAGCGUCCAUGGUUUCAACAAUGCACAGCAGUCAUAACACCAAUAACAAUGACGUGCAAUUACGACAAACUGGCAAAGGUAUCAGAGUUGAAUGUACGCUAACACCAACAGAUAAUAGCGCCAUUGCACAUCACAAACAACGUCUUAGUCACAAUGAACUAUCACCCAACGCCUCGAGUGUCAAUCGUACAAUGUCAACACGCAGUUGUGGUGAAGCCAACAAUAAUUAUGGCGUGGAUAAUGCAAAUGGUGUUACAUUACGUCACACACAAUCGGCACGUCAAGCUAAUGCCGCUGAUGGUGCCGAUCACAACAACACUGGACUGACUGUGAAUGGUGGACCAACCAAACGUGACAGCGCCAGCAUUGUUUACUCAAAUAAUUCCAAUAAUACACGCACUUUAAUGCAGUCAUCACCACCACUGGUAGAACCGACAGCCAUACAAAUAAGUAUUAGCCCCGCACAUACAGCCGAACCAGUGCUGACACCAGCUGAACGUUUGCGUCGUCUUGAUGUCGCCAUACGUGAUGGCUUGCUUGAGAAACAAAAGAUCAUUUGUGAUAUGUUCCGUCUACCGGUUGAACACUUCCAUGAGAUUGUCGAUAUUGCUGCAAUGCCAGAAGCGCCAAAGGAUAGUUCCGAUAUAGCGCUCGCUGCUUAUGCACAAGUGCAGUCUCUUACAGAAGUACUAAACGACUAUAUGCACGUUACACCUGAACAAGAAAUUUCCGCAGUAUCAACAGCAGUUUGUGAUCAAUGUCACGAAAAGCAACAGCGUCAACGCCACGCAACAUCACCGUCUGCAACAUCAACAUCUUCGUCCACUUGCUCUUCGAAUUCAGCAUCUACCACAACAUUAGUGGCGACAGCAGCAACACAACAGCAGUCACCGCCUCCUCUACCGCCACCGAAUAAACAGUCAGCUCAAGCGCAGCAACAAACACCGGCACCAAUGGUUACAAAACUACAUACUCCUGCACUUUUAGAUGCAAACAUACAUGAGGACGAUGAUGGGUAUUGCAAAAUUGAUGAACUACGUUUGCCAGCUGUGACACCAGUGCUAAGUGCAAAUAAUAAAGCAAAAGCUUCGUCGCCGCCUCCACCACUACCACCACCGGCAGGCACAUUUAAGACGCCUCCACCACCACCACCGCCACCUAAUGCGAAAACAUCUAAUGCUACUGCUGCUACCACUCAAAACACAGCACAAACAACUACAGUUGCUAGUACGCCGGAGUUGGUUAAACGUCAAAGCACUAUAAGUGCUGAUAGCAUUCCUGAAGAAUCCGCUGAUGAAGUCACAAAAGCUUUAGAUGAUGAGUUUACGCCAAUAGGGGGAACACAAAGCGAGACGUCAACUCCUAUCAAAGAGAAGAAUACUAGUUUAAAAGAGAAACUAAAUAAAAACGAGAACGAAAAGAAUAUUGAAGAUGAACAAUAUAAUAGCACAACUGAUAAUACGGGGGAUAAUAAAAAAGACGUUGGAGAAUCCCAGCAAGAUAGCACAGAAACACUAAAAGAGAAUGAAAUUAGUGAGGAUGACACAAUUGUGGACAAUGAUGCCAAAAACGUAACUGCAAAUGAAAAUCCUGAACUUCAAGGAGAAGAUGGUAACGCUAAAGAAGAACGUUCGAAUACAGAAAUCUCUAUAAAAGAGAAAGAGGAAGUACAUAUGGAAGCAAAAGACUGUAAUGCUGAAAAAUCAACAGAACAGAAUGAAGUUGAUCAAGCUCUGGCUACUUUAAGCAAACUCUCAAGCGCUCUUAAUAUGGUCGACAGUAUGACACAAACAUUACCAAUAUUACAGACGAAUGCUGUGGCCGCCACUGUUGCAAAUGGUAAUGCCUCACUUUGUGGACGUAAUCGCAUACAACAUGCAAACUCCUUGGAGCCUAGUGUACCGUGUCAUGCUUUGAAUAGCAUUGUGAGUGCAUUGAAUGCACAAAUUUCCUUACUAUUGCCAAAAAUUAAUGAACGCGAUAUGGAACGUGAACGAUUGCGCAAAGAAAAUCAGCACUUACGUGAACUCUUGAAUGCAAUGCAUGAACGUCAGCGAGUUGAAGCCAAAUUGGAUACUCCAAAUAACAUCACUAUUAGUGCCGAUGCAGAUGAAGAAAUGGAGGGUACUUUGAUUGUACCACUAGCCCCAUUCAAUGAGGGGCCUCAAUUAGAUACAAGUUCUGAGGCUGCAAAUUGAAUAAGUAAUCUGAAUUAACUUGGAAUUAAAAAAAAUGGUCUCCAAAGCCAAAAACACGUUGUUGUUGAUAGCGUUUAAAUGUCUAAAAGUUACGGUAUACAAAAUGUAUUUGAUUUUACUUCUACUGAGAGGACACUAUAUAAACAAAAUGCUAAUAUAUGUAAACACACACACACAAAACCUUUAGUUAAAAUGUAUGUAAACAUAAGAUAAUUAGAAUAAGGAUAUCUUUCCCAAGCACCAUUUUGGGUGCUGUUACUUU
Messenger RNA from Teleopsis dalmanni, 6368 nucleotides. RefSeq lists its product as uncharacterized. The record is from RefSeq and is a predicted model, not a curated record. Gene Ontology annotation, biological process: G protein-coupled receptor signaling pathway. NCBI's taxonomy places the organism in Eukaryota, Metazoa, Arthropoda, Insecta, Diptera, Diopsidae. Gene Ontology annotation, molecular function: G protein-coupled receptor binding; guanyl-nucleotide exchange factor activity. Gene Ontology annotation, cellular component: cytoplasm.